This is a messenger RNA of Osmia bicornis bicornis, 771 nucleotides long. RefSeq lists its product as uncharacterized. The transcript has 2 exons. The record is from RefSeq and is a predicted model, not a curated record. Gene Ontology annotation, molecular function: catalytic activity. Bases 1 to 771 code for a protein of 256 amino acids. Lineage: Eukaryota; Metazoa; Arthropoda; Insecta; Hymenoptera; Megachilidae.
AUGGGCCGACUCCAGAGCACGUUAGGCCUCAGCGCGGCACAAGCGAGAGGAGCCACGGACCUGCUCCGUUGGCGCCUUGCGGCGCACACACAAGAACCUUGGAUAGUCCAAGGACAAGUAGGUGGGCUAGAUCGGAAACAAGGCUCCAUCUUCCAUGGGGACUUGGAAAACGGACCCAGGGCAUGCGUUUUCGUAAGAAGAGGGCUCGGCGCAACGAAACUGACAAAGUUGUGCACAAGAGACCAAGCAGCAGUCCUACUGCCAGCCGGGGCGGGAGGUAGCGAGGCGAAUCUAGUGGUUUGCUCAACUUACCUGCCCUUUGACUCUGCGGGACCCCCACCUACGAGAGAACUCAGAGAGCUGGUAGACUACUGCAAGGUCAACGGGCUGCAGCUAUUGAUUGGAUGCCACGCGAACGCGCACCAUAUCGUCUGGGGCAGCAGUAACAUUAAUAGGAGAGGCGAGGCGUUACUAGAAUUCCUCUCAACCACGGACCUGGAGAUUCUAAAUAGAGGCUCCAGCCCAACUUUUGUUACCUCCAGGCGACAGGAGGUACUUGAUAUUACGCUGGGCUCCAAGAAGGUGGUCCAAGCUAUACAAGAUUGGCGUAUGGAUGAUGAGGCUACGCUCUCUGACCACAGGCUAAUUACGUUCAAGUUAACGACAGAGUCAGACCUAAGGGCCUCGGGAACAUACAGGAACCCCAGGGUCACCUGUUGGCCUCAAUAUCCUGAGAGCCUAAAGGAAGAGCUCAGGGAGCACCGUGUGUAA